AUGGCCCCCACCAAGUCGGAGGACGAACUUGGCGCAAAAGUCGACCGGUGUUUUGCGGAUUCGCUGCUAAAGCUGACCGGCGGUGUGGCGAUUGGGAUCGUCGUUUCCGUGGCAUUUUUAAAGGGAAGGACGUGGCCCAUCUGGUUCGGUUCCGGCGUCGGCAUUGGUGCGGGAUGGUCAAAUUGCCGGCACGAUCUCUCGUCGCCCUUCUUGCUCCACGGUCGGAAAGUCCAAGCGGGUACCGAUUCCCAGGGAAAGCCAGUGCUCAACGUGCUCACGGAGUCGAGGAAGGCG
Messenger RNA from Mesorhabditis spiculigera, 294 nucleotides. Lineage: Eukaryota; Metazoa; Nematoda; Chromadorea; Rhabditida; Rhabditidae. The record is from the annotation of a GenBank genome assembly.